CUCUCUCUCUUACUACUUUCUCUCUCUACCAAUCUCUGUUUUUUUCUUUUUUUUUUCUUUCUAUGAAGAAAGAAAUCAUUUCAACUUGGACUUAACGAAAAGAAUCACAAAGAAACACUAGUGAUCUUCUGUCUUGUAAUUUCUUAGAAAUUCUUCUUUUCAACUUACUUGGAAAACAUUUCUUGGGUGUUUUUAGUUGAUUACAAUGAGAGCUGCAGCUAGAGCUAGUUGAUAGUUUUCUUGUUUCAAGUUCACAUCAGUGUCUUGUCUGUAUAUGUUGUUGUACAUUUGGUGGGAAACUAAAGUCUUGGUGGGUGAAAUUAGUUUCGAAACCAAAAACAAAUUGGGUAUCAACUGAAUAAUAAUAAUCAAUAAUGAGAGUGCGAAAUUGAGAUUUUUGUUAAAGUUUUACGAUGCUGCGGAGAGGGAUAAGAUUUAGUAAACUGUACUCAUUUUCUUGUAUGGGUUCAGUGUUUAAAGAUGAUCAUAAACAAAUAGGGGAAGAAGGUUAUUCGAGAGUUGCAUAUUGCAAUGAUGCUGAUAAUAUAGAAGCUAGUCAGCUUAAUUAUAAGGGUAAUUAUGUAUCUACUACUAAAUAUACACUGGUUAAUUUUAUACCUAAAUCUUUGUUUGAACAGUUCAGGAGAGUUGCAAAUAUAUAUUUUCUUGUUGUAGCUUGUGUUUCAUUUACUCCAUUAGCACCUUAUACAGCUGGUAGUAUUCUCUUUCCUUUGGUCGUUGUUAUUGGAGCUACUAUGGCUAAAGAAGGUGUCGAAGAUUGUAGGCGUCGAAAUCAGGAUAUAGAAGCUAAUAAUCGAAAGGUCAAAUCUUAUGGUGCUGAUCAUACUUUUCAUGAAACCAAAUGGAAGAAAUUACGAGUAGGAGAUCUUGUUAAAAUUGAAAAAGAUGAAUUCUUUCCUGCUGAUCUUCUACUGCUUUCAUCUAGUUAUGAGGAUGGGAUUUGUUUUGUUGAGACAAUGAAUCUUGAUGGUGAGACAAACUUGAAAGCUAAGCAAUCUUUGGGUGAGACUUCUUCCCUGAGAGAUGAGUACUCCUUUAAGAAAUUUAAGGCACUGAUCAAAUGUGAGGAUCCAAAUGAAAAUCUGUAUUCUUUUGUUGGAAGCUUGUAUUAUGAUGGCAAGCAGUACCCUCUUUCACCACAGCAGAUUCUUUUAAGAGAUUCAAAGCUUCGAAAUUCUGAAUAUGUCUAUGGAGUGGUGGUUUUUACGGGUCAUGACACGAAGGUGAUGCAGAAUGCUACAGAACCUCCUUCUAAGAGAAGUAAGGUCGAGAGGAAAAUGGAUAAGAUAAUAUACAUACUUUUCAGUACCCUAAUUUUGAUAUCUUCUAUUGGAUCCAUAUUCUUUGGUGUCACAACAAGGGAGGAUAUUGAAGGUGGAAAGAUUAAAAGGUGGUAUCUUAGACCGGAAGAUACCACUGUGUAUUUUGACCCAAGGCGAGCAACUUUAGCAGCAGGUCUUCAUUUCCUUACGGGCCUAAUGUUAUAUGGUUAUUUGAUACCUAUAUCCUUGUAUGUAUCCAUAGAAGUAGUGAAGGUUUUACAGAGUAUAUUUAUUAACCAGGAUCAGGAUAUGUAUCAUGAGGAAACAGAUAGUCCAGCACAUGCCCGCACGUCAAAUUUGAAUGAGGAACUUGGUCAGGUUGAUACUGUUCUAUCGGAUAAAACAGGCACUCUGACGUGCAACUCAAUGGAAUUUGUUAAAUGUUCCAUAGCUGGUACUGCUUAUGGUCAUGGUUUGACAGAAGUAGAGAGAGCUGUAGCAAGGAAAAAAAUGGAUGACUCACCUAAACUUGGUGAUCCAUCAUUUGAUUUGGAGAACCAUGAUGGUGGCUCAAAAUUUCCAGUGAAAGGCUUCAACUUCAAAGACGAGCGUAUCAUGAAUGGACAGUGGGUUAAGCAGCCUUGUGCAGAUGCCAUCCGGAACUUCCUUCGCAUUUUAGCAAUCUGCCAUACAGCGAUUCCUGAUGUAAAUAAGGAAACAGGUGAAAUUUCUUAUGAGGCCGAGUCUCCAGAUGAAGCGGCUUUUGUGGUUGCUGCACGGGAACUUGGGUUUGAAUUCUACAAAAGGACUCAGACAAGCAUCUCAUUGCAUGAGUUAGAUCCUCAGACUGGAAAGAUAGUUGACAGAUCAUUUAAGCUGCUUCAUGUUAUCGAGUUUAGUAGUUCUCGUAAGCGAAUGUCUGUGAUUGUGAAAGAUGAAGAAGGUCAAGUAUUACUCCUCUGCAAGGGGGCAGACAGCAUAAUGUUUGAUAGGAUUUUUGAGGAUGGGCAACAGUUUGUUGCUAAGACCAAGGAGCACAUCAAGAGUUAUGCCAAGGCUGGUUUGCGAACCUUGGUAGUUGCAUAUCGUGUGAUCGGUGAAGAAGAGCACAAAACAUGGCAACUGGAAUUUCUCAAGGCCAAAAAUUCUUUAUCUGUAGAUCGAGAAGCACUGGUAGAUGCUGCAGCUAUUAAGAUCGAGAGGGAUUUGAUGCUUCUUGGAGCCACAGCUGUUGAGGAUAAAUUACAGAAGGGGGUUCCCGAGUGCAUCGACAAGCUUGCCCAGGCUGGAAUCAAGAUAUGGGUUUUAACUGGUGACAAGUUAGAAACUGCAGUCAAUAUCGGGUAUGCAUGUAGCUUGCUGAGGGAGGAGAUGCAGCAGAUUGUGAUCACGCUAGAUACACCUGAAAUCAGUGCAUUGGAGAAACAAGGGGACAAAGAGGCUCUUGUAAAGGCUUCUCUUGAGAGCGUAACCAGACAAUUACACGAAGGAAAUUCUCAAGUUAUUUCAGCAAAAGAAAGUUCCAUUCCAUCAGCUUUAAUUAUUGAUGGCAAAUCCUUGGAUUUUGCUCUUACAAGGAAUCUGGAGAGCUUGUUUCUGGAGCUUGCACUUAGUUGUGCAUCAGUUAUUUGUUGCCGUUCUUUGCCAAAACAGAAGGCUCUUGUCACGAGACUGGUGAAAGUAGGAACUGGUAAAACCACACUAGCCAUUGGUGAUGGUGCAAAUGAUGUUGGCAUGCUCCAAGAAGCUGAAAUAGGAGUUGGCAUUAGUGGCGCUGAGGGAAUGCAGGCUGUUAUGUCUAGUGAUUUUGCAAUUGCUCAAUUUCGGUUUUUGGAGCGCUUGUUGCUGGUCCAUGGCCAUUGGUGUUACAGGCGAAUAGCUAUGAUGAUAUGCUACUUUUUCUACAAGAACUUGGCAUUCGGGUUCACAUUAUUUUUGUUUGAAGCUUUUGCUUCUUUCUCUGGUCAGCCUGCGUACAAUGAUUGGUACAUGUCAUUCUACAAUGUUUUCUUCACUUCACUCCCUGUUGUUGCUAUUGGUGUUUUCGAUCAGGAUGUUUCUGCACGACUAUGCCUCAAGUAUCCUCUUUUGCAUCAAGAAGGUGUACAAAACAUCCUUUUCAGCUGGCGUCGUAUAUUAGGCUGGAUGCUUAACGGGGUUUGCAGUUCCAUUAUCAUCUUUUUCCUCGUAACUAAUACCAUUCUUCAACAUGCGUUCCGAGGAGAUGGACGUGUGGCAGGGGCUGAAGAGCUCGGAAUCGCAAUGUACACGUGUGUCGUAUGGACAGUGAACUGCCAGAUGGCGCUCUCUGUAAACUAUUUCACCUGGAUCCAGCAUUUUUUCAUCUGGGGAAGCAUCACCUUCUGGUAUAUCUUCUUGGUCUUUUACGGCUCAGUCCCUCCGGCUGUAUCCACAACAGCUUAUAAGGUUCUACAGGAAACCUGUGCCCCCAGUCCUCUCUACUGGUUGUUAACCCUCAUGGUUGUUGUAUCUGCUCUAUUGCCUUAUUUUAUCUACAAAGCUUUCCAAAGCAAUUUUUUCCCAGUGUAUCACGACAUAAUCCAGAGAUCACGGUUACAAAGAUCCAAGUCUCAAACUGCAAUAGGACUCUGCAGUAGAGUUGAAGAUAAAAUCAGGCAUCCGAGUUACAUAUCACAACGUAGAGAAACUUAAAGGCAUUGUUUUAUAGUCACGAUUUUUGUAUCUAUAUAGCUAACAAAGAGAUCCGUUAUUCAUUAUCUUCGUCAUCAUGCAAGUGUAUAUUAGAAGGAUAUGUUGAUUGUAGGUUUUGGGAGAUAAUGUAAAAGAUGGGAUAAGCAGCAGCUGUAAAAUGUAUAUACUGUAAUCAUAUUGUUUGUUACAUAGUAGAAUGUAAAGUUUCUUUCAUUUUUCU
Papaver somniferum (opium poppy) is the source of this 4176-nucleotide messenger RNA. Its product is annotated as probable phospholipid-transporting ATPase 8. Gene Ontology annotation, molecular function: ATPase-coupled intramembrane lipid carrier activity; ATP hydrolysis activity; ATP binding. Gene Ontology annotation, cellular component: plasma membrane. NCBI's taxonomy places the organism in Eukaryota, Viridiplantae, Streptophyta, Magnoliopsida, Ranunculales, Papaveraceae. Gene Ontology annotation, biological process: phospholipid translocation. The transcript has 11 exons. The record is from RefSeq and is a predicted model, not a curated record. Bases 414 to 3956 code for a protein of 1180 amino acids.